Molecule: messenger RNA, 2132 nt
Organism: Sesamum indicum (sesame)
Lineage: Eukaryota; Viridiplantae; Streptophyta; Magnoliopsida; Lamiales; Pedaliaceae
Gene: PSY
Product: PHYTOENE SYNTHASE
Biological process (GO): biosynthetic process
Molecular function (GO): squalene synthase [NAD(P)H] activity; geranylgeranyl diphosphate synthase activity
Source: RefSeq, a predicted model, not a curated record
CCGAGGAAUGUGAAUCACUCGAUUCUACUCGUGCCCUCAACAAGAGAAACGUCAGUCAUUCAAAUAUAGCUACCUGUGUGUGGAAGAACUAUAUUUACUUCUCAACUUAGGACAGGCGAGAGAGAGAGAGAGAGAGCAAAAGAACAAGAGCGUUGAUUCUUGGAAGUUCUUGAAGGAAGAACAUAGAGUUGUUGUGUUUUGCUCUCAGAUUGUGAAAAUAUUCAGCCGGGCAUUGUGAAUUGGCUUUGUUAGUGACGUUUAAACCUUGAACACCGUGAACAGGUUCAGUUGCUGUGGGAGAAUUGAGGCUUGUUCUCGUGUGUUUGCUGGUGGGAUUGUUUCAAAAUCUUUUGAUUCGGAUAGGGAAACCGGGUGGUGUUUAAAGUCUAUUGACUUUCUUGGCUAGCCACCAAGAGGAGAGAAGAUAACGCGUAGAUAGGACUGAGUCUUGGAGCUUUUCAGCAUGUCUGUUGCUUUGCUGUGGGUGGUUUCUCCCACUUAUGAGGUCUCAAACGGGACUGGAUUCUUGGAGUCGGUACGAGAGGGAAACCGGAUUCUUGAUUCAUUUAGGUCCGUUGCUCGGUGCAAGAAUUUGAUCUGCAAUGGCAGGCUGGACAAGGGUCAGAAGAAUCGGAGAAGUUAUAAGUCUAAGAAUGCAGAUUUGAGUUUCUGGAGCUUGGGAGGUUCGAGAUCACAGAACGGAAGCAGAAUCACUCCAAUAUCAAGUAUGGUGGCUAGCCCGGCAGGGGAAAUAACAUUAUCAUCUGAGCAAAAGGUUUAUGAUGUGGUUUUGAAGCAGGCAGCUUUAGUUAAGAGAAAAUUGAAAUCCAGUGAUGAUAUCGAAGUGAAGCCUGAUAUCAUUCUUCCAGGAUCUCUUAGCUUGUUGAGUGAAGCUUAUGAUCGUUGCGGCGAAGUAUGUGCGGAGUAUGCCAAGACGUUUUACUUGGGAACCUUGCUAAUGACCCCGGAGAGACGAAGAGCUAUUUGGGCAAUAUAUGUCUGGUGUAGGAGAACCGAUGAGCUUGUCGAUGGGCCAAAUGCAUCACAUAUAACUCCUACAGCCUUGGAUAGGUGGGAGGCAAGGCUGGAAGAUAUCUUUAGAGGUCGCCCUUUCGACAUGCUUGAUGCUGCUUUAUCGGAUACGGUUUGCAGGUUUCCUGUUGACAUCCAGCCAUUCAGGGAUAUGAUUGAGGGAAUGAGAAUGGACCUGUGGAAGUCAAGAUACAAGAACUUUGACGAGUUAUAUCUGUAUUGUUAUUAUGUAGCUGGCACUGUAGGAUUGAUGAGUGUCCCGGUUAUGGGCAUAGCACCAGACUCCCAGGCCACAACAGAGAGUGUCUAUAAUGCUGGUUUGGCAUUAGGCCUCGCAAAUCAGCUGACGAAUAUACUCAGGGAUGUUGGAGAAGAUGCAAGACGAGGAAGAGUCUAUCUACCUCAGGACGAACUGGCACAGGCAGGCCUAUCAGAUGAAGACAUAUUUGCUGGAAAAGUAACAGAUAAAUGGAGGAACUUCAUGAAAAAGCAAAUAAAUCGAGCAAGGAAAUUCUUUGAUGAUGCAGAGAACGGUGUCAAAGAUCUCAGCUCAGCCAGUAGAUGGCCAGUGUGGGCAUCAUUACUUCUGUACCGACAAAUACUGGACGAGAUUGAGGCAAACGACUACAACAACUUCACGAGGAGGGCAUAUGUUGGCAAGCCGAAGAAGAUUCUUGCGUUGCCGUUAGCGUAUGCAAAGUCUCUUGUUCCUCCACCAUCCAGAACCUCAUCUCCUGUUGUUAAGGCAUGAGUAGAAACAUCUAACAUCUCAAAUCAUAAGUAAUUAUACAGUUGGGAAAGAAACCGGAUACUUUGUACAUCAAACAUUUGUUGGCAAUGCAGUGAAAUUCAAUACAGAAGGCGGUCUGCUGCUAUCGUUUUUCCCUUUUUCUUCUGUCAUCUCAAGAAUAGAUUCACGAUGUGUCGUGAUUCUUUGUCGAUGCCUUUAGCUGACGACUGGGAAUUGGCUGAAAGCAAGAAAAAUUAUAGGUAACUUCUACUGUCAAAUUGAACAUUAGACUCAGGUUUGAAGCUUUGAACCCGACCGGGUUGUAACUAAAUCGAGUUGAAUCGAAUGCAUCAUUCUUCAGGUUCUUUUA